This is a messenger RNA of Lotus japonicus, 703 nucleotides long. Its product is annotated as phenylalanine N-monooxygenase CYP79D16-like. Bases 1 to 624 code for a protein of 207 amino acids. The transcript has a single exon. Lineage: Eukaryota; Viridiplantae; Streptophyta; Magnoliopsida; Fabales; Fabaceae. Gene Ontology annotation, molecular function: heme binding; monooxygenase activity; oxidoreductase activity, acting on paired donors, with incorporation or reduction of molecular oxygen. The record is from RefSeq and is a predicted model, not a curated record.
AUGGCAACAGUUGAUAAUCCACCAAAUGCACUUGAAUGGGGACUUGCAGAAUUGAUAAAUCAGCCUGAGCUACUACGAAAGGCCACUGAGGAAUUGGACAAUGUGGUAGGUAGAGGAAGGCUAGUGCAAGAAUCAGAUUUCCCAAAGCUCAACUAUGUGAAGGCCUGUGCAAGAGAAGCUUUUCGUCUUCACCCCAUUACAGAUUUUAUCAUUCCCCAUGUUUCAAUGGCUGACACAGUUGUUGCUAAUUACUUUAUCCCAAAGGGUAGCCAUGUGUUGCUAAGGAGACAAGGAAUUGGCCACAAUCCAAGAGUUUGGGAAGAACCACUCAAGUUCAAACCAGAACGUCAUCUUAAGAGUGAUGGGUCUAAUUUGGUUUUAACAGAGCCAAGCUUGAAGUUGAUAACAUUCAGCACUGGAAGACGUGGUUGUCCAGGACUCAUGCUUGGAACUUCAAUGACUCUUAUGCUAUUUGCAAGGUUGCUUCAUGGCUUCACUUGGAGUGUGCCACCUAAUCAGUCUAGAAUUGAUCUCUCUGAAUCUGAUGGAGAUACCACCAAAGCUAAGCCUCUUGUGGCCUUUGCAGAGCCAAGGUUAUUGGCAGAGGCUUAUCAUGUAUAUUAAGCAAACUGCAGAAGCCAUAUAUUGAAAGGAGUGACAAUGAUCUUAAACUUGAGUCUAGAACAAAAAACUUAGUUGAGCU